AUGUCGGCUUACGGAGCGCGCAGCCCGUUUUGUGUACCAGUGACGCCGGUAAUCGUGAUUUGCUGCGGGGUGUCUGGGAGCGGGAAGUCGACCCUCGGCGCCCGCCUCGCCGAGGCGCUGGCGUGCGAGUUCCUGGAGGGCGACGACUUCCAUCCAGACGCCAACAUCCAAAAGAUGGCCCGCGGCGUUCCGCUCACCGACGACGACCGACGCCCGUGGUUGUCAGCGUUACGCACUGGCACCAAAGAGGCCCUCCGCCGCCCGGACGCGCCCGUCGUGGUGGCCUGCUCCUGCCUCGGCCCACAGCACCGCGACGCGCUCGCGAUCGCAGAGACGCCCACCCUGUGGGUGUUCCUCCAGGGCUCCUUCGAGGACAUCCGCGAUCGGCUGGUCGCCAGGACGGGUCAUUUUAUGAGCGCUGACAUGCUGGCCUCUCAAUUCGCUGCGCUGCGGCCCCCCGAGCCGGGCGAGAUCGCCUCGCGCGGCGCGCCCGGCGCAGAACACCGCCUGCUGGUCGUUCCCGUCGCGGCGCCCGUCGACGCCGCGGUUGAGACGGUCCUACGGGAACUAAACCGCAUGUCAGACAAAACCUGA
Molecule: messenger RNA, 594 nt
Organism: Pedinophyceae sp. YPF-701
Lineage: Eukaryota; Viridiplantae; Chlorophyta; Pedinophyceae
Source: the annotation of a GenBank genome assembly